This is a messenger RNA of Argiope bruennichi, 2005 nucleotides long. RefSeq names its product serine/threonine-protein phosphatase PP1-gamma catalytic subunit A. Gene Ontology annotation, molecular function: protein serine/threonine phosphatase activity. The coding region runs from base 184 to 1173 and encodes 329 amino acids. The transcript is spliced from 7 exons. Lineage: Eukaryota; Metazoa; Arthropoda; Arachnida; Araneae; Araneidae. The record is from RefSeq and is a predicted model, not a curated record. Gene Ontology annotation, cellular component: cytoplasm; nucleus.
GACAUAAUUUUGUUGCGCCGCCCUGGCAACUUGCUUUCAGGGUCAGGGAAUUGGAAAAUUUUAAGGAGGUCAAUUAAGGUUUCAUGCAUUUACCUUACUUAACUAAUCUCAAAAAUAUUUAACAAAUUACGAUAAACAAACGUUCACAUACAUUUGAAACUUAUUUUUUUGAAUUGGUAACAAAUGGCUGACACAGAAAAGCUAAAUAUUGACAGCAUCAUCGCUCGGUUAUUAGAAGUCCGAGGAUCCCGACCCGGUAAAAAUGUACAGCUAAGUGAAGCAGAAAUUCGUGCUCUCUGCUUAAAAUCAAGAGAAAUAUUUUUGAGCCAACCUAUUCUAUUGGAACUAGAAGCUCCUUUAAAAAUUUGUGGUGAUAUUCAUGGGCAAUAUUAUGAUUUACUGCGUCUCUUUGAGUAUGGUGGUUUCCCUCCUGAAAGUAACUAUUUGUUUUUGGGUGAUUAUGUUGACAGAGGCAAGCAGUCCUUAGAAACUAUAUGCCUGCUAUUAGCAUAUAAAAUAAAAUAUCCUGAAAACUUUUUUCUCCUUCGUGGAAAUCAUGAAUGUGCAAGCAUCAAUCGUAUUUAUGGUUUCUAUGAUGAAUGUAAAAGAAGGUAUAACAUAAAAUUGUGGAAAACAUUCACAGAUUGUUUCAAUUGCUUACCGGUGGCUGCAAUAGUUGAUGAGAAAAUAUUCUGCUGUCAUGGAGGCUUGAGUCCUGAUCUGCAGUCAAUGGAACAGAUUCGUCGUAUCAUGCGCCCAACGGAUGUUCCAGAUCAAGGGUUGUUGUGUGACCUUUUGUGGUCUGAUCCUGACAAGGAUGUCAUGGGCUGGGGUGAAAAUGACAGAGGUGUCUCUUACACAUUUGGGGCAGAUAUUGUGGGCAAAUUCCUUCAUAAGCAUGAUCUUGAUCUCAUAUGCAGAGCCCAUCAGGUUGUGGAAGAUGGCUAUGAAUUCUUUGCAAAGAGACAGCUGGUCACCCUGUUUUCAGCCCCAAACUAUUGUGGUGAAUUUGAUAAUGCUGGAGCCAUGAUGAGCGUGGAUGAUACUUUAAUGUGUUCAUUUCAGAUUCUGAAGCCUGCUGACAAGAAGAAGUUUCCAUAUGGUCCAAUGAAUGCAAAUCGUCCCAUUACUCCACCAAGAGGUCAGGUGAACAAGAAAAACAACAAGAAAUAGCAUUGUUAAAAUUUUCAGUGAUAUCUGCAACAAAAAAUAUUCUUCCUAAAACCCUGAUCUUAAGUCAAUGUUGUCUGCAGGUCAGGCUGUAAAAAGAACUUUUUUUCUUGAAAUCAGUCCACUUUAUGGAGCUACAGCCAUUAUGUUAAAAAAAGAAAAAUCUGUACUUGUACAUUUUGGUACUGUACAUACCAAUGCUAUACAUACAAUAUGUACAAAAACAAUUCUUAUUGUAACUUCUAUUCUUUUGUCUUGUUUUUUUCUCUCCUUAUAUGUGCUUCAUUGUUUAUGUACCUUCAUUUUUUGUAUCUUUUAGUUUCUUACUUUUGUUUAAUUGGCUUUUCUUCUCAUUCAUCACCAUGUUUUUGCACUCAAGUAAUUUUUUAGUUUUGUUUUGUGAACGUUGACUUAAGACUUAUAAUAAAUAAAUAAACCAUGUAUUGUGGGAUGAAACAUUUUAAACUCUUGAACACUAUGCAAUUAAGUGUCUUGUGUGGUUACUCUUGUCCACUUUCCAGUAGCUUUUCCUAUGCAUCACUCUAAUGCCUAGUACUUGGGGAAGAAAGAAAGCCUUGAAAUCUUAAAUUUUAUUUUUGAAAGAAUUGUAAUAUAUCUGAAUUGUUUCAUUUCAGACAUUUUACUUUUAUUUUGCACUAAGUUUUUAAACACUUUUUGACUAUGAAAUCACAUGGGAGGUUUUCAGAUUUAAUUAUUGAUUUAAAGAUAUUCAUUUAAAUUAAAAAAAAAAUUGAAUUUUGUUUUAUUAAUUUUUAAUAUUUUGCGUGAUUUAUUCUCAAAUUACUAUUCUGUGGAUUGAUAUGGCAUUUUUUUU